AUGUCCAGUAACAACUACCAGUACGGUGGGCAGCAGGGCAGUCAGAUGUAUGGGAAUCCUACGGGCUUUCCACAGCAGCAGCAGCAGCAGCAGUCGUUUCAACAGCCAAACAGUGGUGGUUUUUAUGGCUACCAACAACCUCAGCAAUAUGGAUCUAGUCAGCCAAACAAUUACAACCAACCAGCCCAGCAAUCUGGUUUCACUGGUACCACUGCACCAGGUGCACCAACCUAUGCCACAAACAUUGACCAAUUGUCCUUUUUGACCCCACAAGAUCAAGCAAAAUUCAAGGAUUUAUUCAACAGUGCUACAAACUCUGUGUCAAUUUCACCAGAUAACGCCAGAGGAAUUCUGCUCAAGUCAAAUCUCAGUCCACACCAAUUGGCUAGAAUAUGGGAUCUUUCGGAUCUUAACAAGUCGGGAGAUUUGUUAUUCCCAGAAUUUGCUUUAGCGUUGCAUUUAUGUAACGUUGCUUUAAGAGGAAAUGAAUUACCUUAUGUAUUGGAUGCUGGUAUCAAAGAGGAAGUUACAAAUCUUGUGGAUAAGAUAAGUUUCAGUAUUCCUGAAGAAGAUGCUACCACCUCUCAACAGGACAGGCCAGUUGCUCAACCAAACAUUUCAGCGUCAAAUAUAUUUACACAACCUCAACAACAACAACAGCCAACUACUUCAAAUUUAGCUCCUCAGCCAACGGGAUUCGGUUUUGGUAAUAGUGUUUCAUCUCAACCGUUUGAAUCUCAGCCACAACAGACUGGAUUCCAAUCACAGCAAACUGGAUUCCAACCACCAACUACUGGGUUUCAAAGUCAGCCUACGGAGUUUCAAUCACAACCUAGUGGGUUUCAAAGUCAACCACAACAAACAGGGUUCCAAUCCCAGGCGACUGGAGCUCAAUCACAACCUCCAUUCCAACCACAGUAUACUGGAUUCCAACCUUCAAAACCACAAGAUUCUGGAUUUCAAUCAGCAAUUGGCUCUCAGAAUAACUUUUCAAACAUUCAGACCAACCAAGAAUCUUCUUUUCCCUCAUUAACACCACAGCAUCAACAAUUACAGCAGCAAAGAACUGGAUUUGAAUCACAAAGCACAUUUCCAAACAAUCAACAAACUUCUGAACCGUUGCAACAACAACAAACAGGUCCUGCUCCUUUCAAUUCCCAACCAUCUGCUAAUUUACAGCAACAACCAACAGGUUUAAUACCAUUACAAGGUCAAGCAACUGGUACACAGCCUUUACAACAACAACCCACAGGUCUUGUUCCACUGCAAGGUCAAAAUACUGGAGGCCAACCUUUGAAACAACAACCAACCGGCUUGGUUCCUUUACAAGGUCAAAAUACUGGUGGUCAACCUUUAAAACAACAACCUACUGGCCUCAUCCCACUGACAAAUCAACAGACUGGAAAUAUCCAACAGACAUUGAAUAACCAACCAACUGGUUUAGUUCCUUUGCAACAACAACAUACUGGUCAUACAACUGGCGGUCCUCUUAAAACACAACUUACCGGUGGUCAACCAUUAACUCAACAGCCAACUGGUUUGGUUCCCUUAACCACUACUGCAACUGGUUCCGUUGCCUUACAAGCACAAUUGACUGGACCUGCUCCACUACAUUCCCAAAGAACUGGAUUUGGUAAUUUUGAACCUUUAAGACAACAAAAAACCGGUGUUGGACAAAAUAGUUUGUUUAUUCAAAAUCUAUUACAACCACCGCCUCAACAGCAGCAACAAUUGUUUUCAAAUUCUUUGAAUUACACCACUGAAACUAUUACACCUCAAGAAAAGCAAUUAUUUAAUAAGAUUUUCCAAAAUUAUGAUACUAAUAGAAAAGGUCUAUUAACUGCUGAUGUUUCUGCUGAAAUCUUUAGAAAAUCUGGUUUGAAUCGUUCAGAGUUGGAAAAAGUCUGGGAUUUGGUAACAAGACCGAAUCAAACUCAUUUAGACAAAGAAUCUUUUCAAACUGGCAUGUGGCUUGUUUACAAAAGAUUGAAUGGAUAUGAACUACCUGAUACAUUACCAGAAUCUUUGAAACCAUCGAGUAUUAAGAUUUUGGAUGAUGUUAAGAAUCAAUUAAAGAUCAAUCCGAAUGCAAAAUCGAUUAAAAAAUCAAGCAAUUCUAGAAUUGAUGGUUCAAGAUUCAAAAAUAAUGAUGAAGAUUUUGUUUUGUCAUCUUCAAGAAAUAGAAGAAGAACCACCCAUAGAUCAGAGUCUGCUACACCAACAAACAAUAAACCAAAAGAAAUUUUAUCAAUUGAUGAAAUCAAAAAACGUAUCAGAGAAAAGAAAAUUUUACUUGAUGCUUUUGAAGCCACUGGUUCUCAAUUAGAAGAAAAUGAACGAGAUUAUGAAAAGGAAGAUCUAGAAGCUAUUGAAAGACUAAAACAAGAGAUAAAAAAUCUACCAAAUGUUAAUAACACAAACACUGAUGACCGUUCUUUGCUCAAACAGAAAUUUAACCAUUUGACUUCACAAGUUCCAUUGCUUCUUGGGGAAAUCUCUCAGACUGAUAAUGAAAUCACACGUCUUAAAUUGGAAUUGUACAAAAUUAAAAAUCCAUCAUUUAUUUUGGGAAGUGGACCAAAUGGAGAAGUUACUGAAGCUGAUAGACGUAAGGCUAAAAGUAAAGCUUUGUUAGCUGCAAAGAUGGCAAAAUUGACUGGGAAACCACUUGAUAGUGAAGCUCAAAAUUUAAGUGAUGAACAAGGUAAAUUAGAUCAAGAAGCAUUACGUAUUCAAGAGGAGAAUAAAAAGAAUCAACAAAUUAUUAAGGAUGUUGAAAGCUCAAUUAAAGAAAUUUCAAGUAACAUUUUAAACUCAUUUUCAUCAAAAGUUGAUCAAGAUGCAUAUAAAAAAUGGGAAUUAGGAAUUGGAGUCCAGCCAGAAGUGCAAGACUUUAUCAAAUCUUUUAGAAUCAAUGAUAUUUCAAACAGAUUUACUAAAAGUUUAACACUGGAGAAUCAGCAUCAAUCAUCAUCACCAAGUCCUAUUCCAGCCCCUUCAUCGUACACCCAAACUCCAACUUCUCAAAGCCCUCAACCAACAUCAUCACCAUCAUCCAAUUUCAGAACUCCGGAAGAAAGAAAAGCAUAUAUUAGAGAACAGGCUAAGAAGAAAAUGAGUGAAAGAUUGGCUAAAUUUGGUAUCAAUAGAAGCUCGUCCCCAAGAAAUACCUCAUCACCACCAGUAUCUACUCCCCAAUUGAGCCAACCAACACAUGUUGAACCACAAGCAACACAAGUGCAAUCAUCACAUCCAGAACCAGUACAGCAACACCAAGAACAUCCAGCUGAAGAUUCAUCAGACGAUGACGAUGAAGAAGAGUUUAAGAGAAUGGAAGAAAUUAGAAGACUUAAAAGGUUAGAACGAGAUGAAAGAUUGGCCCAAUUGAACAAUGAACAAUCUAAUGGUACACCUUCUCAGGAGCCUCAAAAUAAGCCAAGAAAAUACCAUGAUUCGAACCCAUUUGCAUUCAAGUAA
This is a messenger RNA of Hansenula anomala, 3477 nucleotides long. RefSeq lists its product as uncharacterized. Gene Ontology annotation, biological process: endocytosis; endosomal transport; actin cortical patch assembly. Gene Ontology annotation, molecular function: calcium ion binding; protein binding. NCBI's taxonomy places the organism in Eukaryota, Fungi, Ascomycota, Saccharomycetes, Phaffomycetales, Wickerhamomycetaceae. The coding region runs from base 1 to 3477 and encodes 1158 amino acids. The transcript has a single exon. Gene Ontology annotation, cellular component: actin cortical patch; cytoplasm; mating projection tip. The record is from RefSeq and is a predicted model, not a curated record.